Gossypium arboreum is the source of this 2491-nucleotide messenger RNA. Its product is annotated as RING-H2 finger protein ATL46. NCBI's taxonomy places the organism in Eukaryota, Viridiplantae, Streptophyta, Magnoliopsida, Malvales, Malvaceae. The record is from RefSeq and is a predicted model, not a curated record. The transcript has a single exon. Bases 671 to 1840 code for a protein of 389 amino acids.
UUUAAAGUAUUGUAUAUUAUAUUACUAAUGUGACAGACAUGUUAAUCUAAAACAAAUGUCAAAUCCUACACUAAAAUCCCAAAUUCAGUAAAUGAAAUUAAUAGACUUUUUAGACAUUAUAGCUCAACCUCUUAGAAAAAAUUGAAAAACCAAACAUAAAUAGGACAGCAUCAAUAUUGUCUGCUUGUGGUUGACCAUUUUGAAUCCCACGCGCUCCCAUUGGAAAGUGGGGCCGAAAUUCCAGCUCUUUCCUUUGGUAUCCUUUAUACUUUAACCUCUUUUCACUUUGGAAACUACAGCUGCUCUUCUGCCACUCUCUCCCCUCCUCUUGCUACUGCCCUUUUUUCUCUGUUGCACCAAAAACUAGAAGGGAAGGGUGGGACUCACUUUUUGUAGAGAACAAAACAAAAAAAUUAGAAGAAAAAAAAAAAACACAUAAACCAAAGUGUUUUUUGACAUUGGGUUUUUGAUAAAUACUUCCAUUUUCAAGGCUUUUCUUGGGGGUAAAUUUCAAAGACUAGAACAAAAAAGAAGAAGAGGGUUUUGGUUUUGGAGGAUAUAGGUGAAAAGAAAGACAAGGAAAUUUGUGGAGUAUAUCGAAUUCUUGUGUUUGUGAAAAGAAAGGUUUUUGUUUUGAGCAUUGUUUUAAAGCUAAAAUAUGAGGUGAGUUAUGGUUUUGAAGUGCAGCUUUAUGAUCUGUGGGAUGUUAGAAAGCAAAGAAAAGAAUUGGUUUUUGGAGCAUAAUAACCAUUUGAAGAUGUCUUGGGUUCGUCAUCAUAAUCAUCUGCAAAUCAAGCAAAAAGAUGGUUACUUUCAGUAUCCACCACCUCUUCCUCCAUCAUCAUCAUCAUCAUCAUCAUCAUCUUCAAACCCUUCACCAUCAUCUUCUGGUACUAAAAUUAGUCCUGCUGUUCUUUUCAUUAUAGUAAUUUUAGCUGUUCUAUUUUUCAUCUCUGGUCUCCUCCACCUGCUUGUUAGAUUUCUUAUAAAACAUCCAUCUUCAUCUACAUCUUCACAAUCUAAUAGAUACCCUGAAAUAUCUACAUCUGAUGCUCUUCAAAGACAGCUACAACAACUGUUUCAUCUCCAUGAUUCUGGUUUAGAUCAGGCUUUUAUUGAUGCUUUACCUGUAUUUCAAUACAAAGAAAUAGUUGGUUUAAAAGAGCCCUUUGAUUGUGCUGUUUGUUUGUGUGAAUUUUCUGAGAAAGAUAAACUGAGGUUGCUUCCUAUGUGUAGCCAUGCUUUUCAUAUAAACUGUAUUGACACCUGGCUCUUGUCAAACUCAACAUGCCCUCUUUGUAGAGGUACCCUUUUCACUCCUGGGUUUUCAAUGGAGAAUCCAGUUUUUGAUUUUGAUGACUUAAGGGAAGAUGAAGGGUGUGUUGGUAAUGGUGAAAAUGGAUUUACCCCUAGUCAAAAAACAGUGGAAAUGGAAGAAAUAGUUGUUGACAAAGGGGUUUUACCUGUUAGGCUUGGGAAAUUCAGAAGGAUAAAUCGUGAACCAGAUGAAGCAGGUGGUGAAACCAGUAGCAGCAACUUAGAUGCAAGGAGGUGUUUUUCAAUGGGUUCUUAUCAAUAUGUGCUGGCCAAGUCAGAUCUAAGGGUUACCCUCUCUGGUGGUCAACAACACCAUAGCCAUGAUAUUAAGCAUUCAUCAGCUGAAAGAGAUGCAGAAGAGAAAAAGAUCAGUAAUAUGAGUAAAGGUGAAAGCUUUUCAGUUUCGAAGAUCUGGCUUUGGUCUAAGAAAGGCAAAUUCUCAACUUCAUCAGAAUCCCAAACUGGUAUGACAUCUUCUCUUAACUCAGACUUGCCAUGGCUGAAGAAAACACAAGAACAAUGAAAGCUUAUUAUGCUUUUAGUUCUUAUGUCACAUGUUUCUUGUUCUGAAAUCUGAAACUUCAAAAAAAAAAAAAAAAAAAGGAACUACUCACCAUAGCCAUUUGCUCUUGUUUUAAAAACAUGAAUGGAAUGAGAGGAUUAGAAUUCAUGUAGGAAAAAAGGCCAUUCGUUGUACUACUCAAACUCAUGUUGUCAUAUUUAUGUAAAACAAGAUAUUUCAACAAAUCUUUUCUAUGGUUAUGCAUAUCUUAGGGAUCUAAUAUCAUUUGUUCUUUUAGUAUCAUCACAGCUUUGUGUGGUUACCUCACUGGUUAAUUCUUCAUGUAGAAGGUUAUGGUAAGUAAAAUUCUAUGUUUUAAGGUUGAAAUGGUUCUAAUUUUUCCAUAAAAUUUCCCCUUGGAUCAUAUUUUUAUCUCAUAUUCUAUGAUGGUUAAAAACAAUUACUUUAGGAUAAUGGAGUCCCUUGUAUUAGAAUACAUUUUGUCCUUUUUUUUACUAAAAGAAUGAGUAAAUUAGUCCCUGUACAUUAUAUCAAAGAGUAAAUUGAUACUUCUGUUAAAAAUUAGUUUCUGAAUGUCAGAAUGAGGUGCUUGUCAGGUGUAAUUAUUUAGUUAUUCCGUAUGAACGGAAAUGAAUAAAUUUUUAAUAGAAA